Molecule: messenger RNA, 1030 nt
Organism: Dimorphilus gyrociliatus
Lineage: Eukaryota; Metazoa; Annelida; Polychaeta; Dinophilidae
Source: the annotation of a GenBank genome assembly
UAUGGAUGAUGAACGAUUAAAUCUUAUUCUUCAUCGUAAGAGAUAUAUUUUAAAGUGGAAUAAUGAAUUAGAUGUAGCUUCACGUAAUAUUUUUCCUCCGGAAGUUUGUAGGGAAUUAAAUAGUAUCGAACCUGACAAACGAAUUCAGUUUAUUCUUAAUAAUAAAGGAUUCGAGAGUCUCAUUUCUAUUCUAGAAGCAACUGGUAGUGGUCUCGAUCAAGAGUUAUUAUCGGAAUAUAAAAGAGAAGCAAAUCAUAUGGAAGUAGAUGACUCAAUCAAUAAGGAAUGUAGUAUUCUUGUCCAUAGAACUUUUGGGAAAAGUAAAAUUAUAUCAGAAGCUGAGAAAAAAUUUCUACAAAAUCUAUUAUCUGCAAGAGUUCGUGUGAUGCGGGAGGCUUAUCAGAACCAUCUAGAAAAUAUAAAUAGAAAGCUACAAACGCAAAGUGGAAAAGAGACUGAUUUAAAUAAAAUGAUAGCUGAAGCGAUUUUUGUCUUAUCCUCAUCAGUUGUGGAAAACUUAGAUGAUGGAAAAUCAGAUAACGAUCAGCCAAUUAAUCAUCUCGAUAUCUGUGUAGAUCGCCUCAUUAACUUGUGCUCUUCUGCCCUAAGUGAACGAGAUACUCUUUUAGUAGAAAUGAAAUCAGCCCUAUCAGAGCUUGGUUUAUCUCAGCCCGAGAGUAUUAUUCAAAGAUUAAAAAAAAUGAACAUAGAAUGCAGCGAAGCCGCUGUUACAGAUACUGAAAAAUAUGAAAGAAUCGCUCAACUGGAGUUAAACAUUCGAAAAAUUAGAAGAGAGUCGGAAAACGAAUCACGAGAAAGGAAAAAGGAAAUUGAUUCACUCCAAUUGGCAUUGAAUCAGAAAGUCAACCAAAAUAAAUUACUUAUGGAUAAAAAUAACUUUCUAAAAGAAAAGCUAAGAAAGAAAGGUCAUGAAAUGAGUAGAAUCAAUAGCAAAUUAAGCACCGUUUUAGAAAGAAGCACAAGAUUAAAUAGCCAAUUAAACAAAGGGAAACCUAGUUACUUAUAUUGA